CCGCACUGCCAGAUCCUGCUUCUCCCAGCAAAGCCGCAGUUAAAGUUUUCUCAAAGAACGGGGGACGUUUUUGUUUUGUUUUUCUCUUUGUGCACUGGUUGAAUACGAGGACGUGGAGGUUCAGAUGUACCAGCUCUCCAGGCUGCUGCAUGACUACCACCGAGAGCUGUACAAUCACUUCGAGGAGCACGAGAUCUGCCCCAGCCUCUACGCCGCGCCGUGGUUCCUCACCCUCUUCGCCUCACAGUUCCCCCUCGGCUUUGUGUCCCGCAUCUUCGAUUUUGUGUUUGCCCAGGGGACUGAAGUGAUCUUUAAAGUGGCCCUCUGUCUGCUGAGCAGCCAUGAGGGGGAGAUAGUGGAAUGCGACGGCUUUGAAAGCAUCGUGGACUAUCUGAAAACUACACUUCCCAACCUCACUCAGACGCAGAUGGAGCAGACCAUUGCAAAGGUAAUGGAGAUGGACAUCUCCAAGCAGCUUCAUACAUACGAGGUGGAGUACCACGUCCUUCAGGAUGAGAUGAUCGAGGCCGGACCGCUGCCCGACGACUCUGACCGGCUCGACAAACUGGAAAAGACGAACACUCAGCUGAAGAAACAGAACAUGGACCUUCUAGAAAAACUUCAGGCUGCGCGGCAGAAGAUCCAGACGCUUGAGACCAGCGUGGAGAACUUCCUUUCUCGGGAGAGCAAAAUGAAGCACACGAUUCGCUCUCUGGAGCAGGAGAGGGCAGCUCACCAGAAGACCAUAGAACGCAUGCGCUCGUGCCUUCCCCCCGACGCCCUGACAGAUGUGGAGAUGACCCAGAUCAAAACAGGACCCAACGGGAAAGCCAAAACUGCAGCCAAGAAGCCCUGAUGGCAACCAGGGGGCUGGCUGGCUGCUCUGGGCAGACGCUCAGAAAACAAAAACUGAAGUGAACAAACGGAGACUGCUUAAGUGGAGGGCUGCUCAGCUCCUCUGCUCUUGUUGUGCUGCUGUUGCUGCCGAACAAGAGCAGUGGUGGUGGCGGCGUCUUGUAAAUGUGCGAUGGCUGAUCCGAGAAGCGCAGCCUGUAUGGAAAAAUAUAUAGGUGUUGUUCGUCAGCAGAUAAUAAGAGUGGUGGGAGGAUGGUUUCAGUCACAUUAGCGAACAGACUGUUCCACCAGGGCUGCUGUUCAUCUUUUUCACUGCCAGUUUGGAGGUGAGAUGCACAACAUCCCUCCCUAUUCACAUCUCUUGGUAAUCACGGGGACAUUUUCUAAGUGAUUGACACAAGUGAGCAAUGUGUCUGCCUCUGCAAAUCUUUUUGUCACUACUGCCUUCAUGUAUUUACUACCAGUAGCAACACAAAGCAGGGAACAGAAGGUGCCUGCUGUCAAACAAUCCUUUGGACCUCAGGUUCAACGUAUAGCCAAUAACAGUGUGUGUGUGUUUGUGUGAGUGUGUGUGAUGGAAACUCUGCCUCAGGCUAAUCACAUGACUUUGUUAUAACCUUUUUAUUCACUUGAAAUAUUUGUGAAUGUAAUUCCCCUCCAAAGAUCAUUGUGAAUAUAUUCUAUUCUGCUUUUCUCCACAGAGGCACCUGGGCACACGUCUUCCAUAUUUCUUUUUUAAAACUUCAGCCGCAGUAUCUCACAGCUCAUUUCUCAGCACCGCACCGUCACGAGAGAUUCAAGUCUUUAGUACUUGCACUUGCUGCUUUUUAAGGAGGAAGUGUUUCUUCCGAAGCCUAGGCAGGAUGUGAUGUCGCCUGUCUUCUCAGUUUCCUGUGUGACUGACCGUGGUGUCGCCUCGUUGCAGAACCACAGAGGCAAGAGUUCACACUCCCCCAGGAGGCGCUGAUAAACAGACGAAGGUUGAGGGGCCGUCUGAAUGUAGCUUACAUCACAUGCUCCAGUUCUGAAAAUCUUUAUGACUUUUUGUUUCUGUCGGCCCGAGAUUUGACAGAACGUCUCCUGCUGAAUGUGGGACGACGAGCAGCUAGAGUUGCCUGGCUCGAGAUUUGAACCCAGCGCAUAUCAGCAGUUGCAUUGAUUUCUGUCACAUGUACAAAACUUGCAGUAAAACUCAAGGAUUUUACUUGAGAAGUGAGACUGCAAGAAUGUAAAGACAUUUCAGUUUCCUGCAGAGAUACAAAACACGAGCAGUGAACUGGCUGAGUGAACGAGCAGACAGUUUAUAUUAAUAUAAAGAGUGUCCCUGGCUCUCUCCUCAGUUUUGUUUUAUCCCACCUCUGUGUCUGACUCACCAUUACCAGGUCUUGAUUGAAAGCAAAACAGGCCCAUGCUUUCAAAAAAAAAACCCCGGACAUUAAAACCAAGGUGAUGUCUGUCAAGUAAAAAAAAUUACUUUCUCACGUCUGUCAGACUUCCUGUCCUUGGUGACGAGUUGUGGUGACACAUUUAUGUCUAAAACUUUUAUUCUCUGCCGUGCAAUGCAACAUGUUUGUGUUCAGCAGUCAUCGCGUGUUUUUUUGCAUAUAUACCCACAGCAGUUGUCUGCUCUCUGCAAAGAUACGCGAGCUAAUUGACUCUUAAGUUUGAUAGGUUGAUAAAUGCGGCCUGACGUUCCCCGUCAGGCGUGAAAGGCUCUUGUGGUAAUUGAGGUGACGCUGUAAAAACUUGGCACCAAACUUCUCAUAAAUAAUAGAGAAACGGUGGCCUCCGAACAGCAGGGAUCCUCUCAACGCUUCAGGAAGUGAAACAUAUCAAACGACUCGUUUUGAAAUCAGUUGAAGGAUACGUGGGACACACGCCUGCUGACAGCUUUCCUACCUUCCUUCUGCUCACUUAAAGUAUUUGUUCAUCACAGAAAUUAACCAUUGAACCAAAGAUGUGGUUGUUGUUUUUUUCGAAAGUGAACGGAUGAAUGAAAAAUGAAAAAACAUGCCGUGAUGUGUUGUAUGUUGAAUGCGAUAACCCCUUCGUCACUACACCUGUUCAGCCUUCUUUAGGUUUUUAAGGCAAAAGCUUGAAAGAAAAUACCAAAUAUUGGUAGUAAAAACUUGACACUAAAAAAAUCUACUUGUAUAAUCAUUAUUACAUGAUGUUUUCUUCUUCUUCAGCCUAUUCAGUAGUGCCAAAACUGAAUGUUGGCCUUUCUUCUCCAUCGAGCGGAGACAGGAUGUCAUUUUGACGAUUUCUGAUGUAAAGCACUUGGUUGUAGUCAGUGAAGGGUCUUUAUUUUAGAUCAGGUGCUCCGAGUCCCGACUACUAAACAGUGCUUAUAUCACUGUGUUUUCAGACUGUCAUCACCAGGGCUACACACAGGAAGUGUCAUGAAUACUUCAAUAAACCUCACCUUGCCUUGU
Paralichthys olivaceus (Japanese flounder) is the source of this 3290-nucleotide messenger RNA. It is a transcript of the gene tbc1d4, whose product is annotated as TBC1 domain family, member 4. NCBI's taxonomy places the organism in Eukaryota, Metazoa, Chordata, Actinopteri, Pleuronectiformes, Paralichthyidae. The record is from RefSeq and is a predicted model, not a curated record.